This is a messenger RNA of Elephantulus edwardii (Cape elephant shrew), 942 nucleotides long. RefSeq names its product olfactory receptor 2A1/2A42-like. Bases 1 to 942 code for a protein of 313 amino acids. Gene Ontology annotation, cellular component: membrane. The record is from RefSeq and is a predicted model, not a curated record. Gene Ontology annotation, biological process: G protein-coupled receptor signaling pathway. The transcript has a single exon. Gene Ontology annotation, molecular function: olfactory receptor activity; G protein-coupled receptor activity. Lineage: Eukaryota; Metazoa; Chordata; Mammalia; Macroscelidea; Macroscelididae.
AUGUGGGGAAAUCAGACGUCUGUCACAGAGUUCAUCCUCAAGGGGUUUCCUGUUGGUCCGAGGAUGCAGCUGGCCCUCUUUGCAGUCUUCUCCCUAUUCUACACCUUUACUCUGCUGGGGAACGGGACCAUCCUGGGGCUCAUCUCCGUGGACCCCAGGCUGCAUACCCCCAUGUACUUCUUCCUCUCCCACCUGGCCGUCAUCGACAUAGCCUAUGCCUGCAACACGGUGCCCCGGAUGCUGGCAAACCUCCUGAGUCCCGCCAUGCCCAUCUCCUUUGCUGGUUGCCUGGCUCAGACCUUCCUCUUCCUGACUUUUGCUCUGACAGAGUGUCUGCUCUUGUUGGUGAUGUCCUAUGAUCGCUACAUGGCCAUCUGUCACCCCCUCCGGUACUCCGCCAUCCUGAGCCGGAGACUCUGCACCUCUCUGGCAAUGGCUUCCUGGGCAUGUGGCUCCCUGCUGGCUCUGGUCCAGUUGAGCCUCAUCCUGCGGCUGCCCUUCUGUGGGCCUCAGGAGAUCAACCACUUCUUCUGUGAGCUCCUGUCUCUCCUCAGGCUGGCCUGUGCAGACACUUGGCCUAACCAGGUGGUCAUCUUAGUUGCUGCUCUGUUAGUGUUGGUGGGGCCCCUCUGCCUGGUGCUGGUCUCCUACACCCGCAUCCUCGUCGCCAUCCUGAGGAUCCAGUCCGGGGGCGGGCGCAGAAAGGCCUUCUCCACCUGCUCCUCCCACCUCUGCGUGGUGGGGCUCUACUUCGGCAGUGCCAUGGUCACUUAUAUGACCCCCAAAUCCGGCCAGUCUGAGGAACAGCAGAAAGUCCUUUUCCUAUUUUACAGCAUCUUCAACCCAAUACUGAACCCUCUGAUCUAUAGUCUGAGGAACGCAGAGGUCAAAGGAGCCCUGUGGAGGGUGCUGUCCAGGGAGGUUCAUUCCCAAAUGGGCUGA